Messenger RNA from Xenopus laevis (African clawed frog), 855 nucleotides. It is a transcript of the gene prok2.L, whose product is annotated as prokineticin 2 L homeolog. The transcript is spliced from 3 exons. Bases 272 to 607 code for a protein of 111 amino acids. The record is from RefSeq and is a predicted model, not a curated record. Lineage: Eukaryota; Metazoa; Chordata; Amphibia; Anura; Pipidae.
GGCUGCGGAGGGAGACACUUAUCUCCCUGCCUGUGAUUGGCACCUCGUGCCUUUCUCCGUGCGUAUUUCUUUUUUAUCUCCCUCUCUCUCACACAUCUGGUGAGUCAUGGAGGCUGGUUUGAAUGGCAGCCCCGAGCUUUAUAACGGGAAUCCGGAGCCGAAGACAGAGAAGUUCAUGGUUCAGCAGCUUUCUCCUCAGCAUUACUCUCUACGGGAAGCCACAUAUCUCGUCCCACGCGGAGUCCCGCCAGAAGCUUGACAGUCCCUUAUUAUGAAGAAAGUUCAGUGCACGUUGCUGCUCGUGGCCGCUGUGUUGCUACUUCUGGACUCUGGGGGCGCCGCGGUCAUCACUGGGGCUUGUGAAAAGGAUCAGCAGUGUGGAGGAGGCAUGUGCUGUGCUGUCAGCAUCUGGAUAAGAAGCUUACGGAUGUGUACACCUCUUGGCAAUGAAGGAGAUGACUGUCAUCCUUUAAGUCAUAAAAUUCCAUAUUUUGGCAAAAGAAUGCAUCACACAUGCCCGUGUCUUCAAAACCUCGCUUGCACAAAGCUGGAUGACAGCAUAUAUAAGUGCUUACCCCUUAUUAAAAACAAAGAUUUUUAUUUUUAGAAGAUGAAACUGUCAGAUGUACUGUCAUAUAAACUGCCAUAUAUAAUAUAGGAAAGUUAGUUGUUUAGGAUACCUUAUGUGUCACGGAGAUUGUUUAGAAAAUGCUUAGCUGAUGUAAAUGAUUUAUUCAGUAUUUAAAUGUAUUAGGUGAUAGUUUUAUAAAUACUGUCGUAUUCUAAAAAGUGAAUGCUCAGACAACUGCUGAUCUGCGGAAUUAAAAUGUUUUGUAAUAAAUUUAUAAAGCACGA